AUGGAAGGCAGCGCAUCUGACUCGCGUCCGGCAAAACGAGCCAAACUCGACAUAGCCCAAACAGAUGGCAGUUGUGACACCGCCUCAAUGGCUCCGUCCGCUCAACCCGCUGGUGCUCCGGCCAUUGUGCCCGGGAAUCUAGUUUUGGACGACAGCGUAAAGGAACGUGAAGUAGGUAUCACGGCCUUCGUCGACGGAUCCAAAAGCCUUUUCCAAGGGAUUCUCAAGAAGAGAUAUACAGAUUUCUUGGUCAACGAGAUCCUACCUGGCGGAACGGUGUUGCAUCUUCGAUCAAUGAGUGCGAAAGGCCUACAGCCACAUGGUUUGCAUAAUAACAGCUCAGAAGUCCCGGCGCCAAAAGAUUCAAGGCAUGUGGAGCACGAGGCAAAUGCGUCGGAGCCAUCUGCGCCGAAAGAUGAGACGUUGAGAGAGGUGGAAAAGACAACAAAUACGAGCACUUCAGAUCCUGCUAGAGAGGAGGGCUCUGGCGUCCAAAAUUCCGAAAUUUCCGACGACGAUCGCGCCAAAUUAGUCGAGUAUUUCAGCGAGGAGACUGUGGCACAGAUCAUCACCCUCUAUGAGUCCAUCCUGCGGAAUCCGGGGAAGAAAUCUCGGGACUAUUCCACAGUUCGGACACCAUUCACCUCAGACCGCAGCGUGCGGUGGAAAAUUCAUCAGGACAUCCGCCGCAUCUUUCAGAGCAAGAUCGACUCUAGCACAGAUAACGAGGGCAUAUUGGUUCUCACUGCGGCAUCGUCAUCAGCCAACAAGAAUCGUAAUCGCGACUGGUCAAAAUCUAACGAAAAGUCCUCACGCCCGGGAAAGUUAAGUUGGAUAGAUCGUGGGGGGGAAUACGUCUAUUUCACUCUUUACAAAGAAAACAAGGAUACGCUUGAAGUCAUAUCUUACCUGACCAAGCAACUCAAGACAAACAACAAGACGUUUCAAUUCGCGGGCACGAAAGAUCGGCGUGCUGUGACCGUACAGAGAGUCAGUGCGUACCGUAUCGAGGCAGAGCGGUUGGCUGCGUUGAACCGUUCCCUACGAUAUGCGGCCGUUGGAGAUUUUGAGUACCAAAAACACGGGCUCGAACUUGGCGAUUUAACUGGGAACGAAUUUGUGGUCACCUUGAGAGACUGCCAACUUGUUGAGUUAGCCUCCGGAACGAGCACCGCUGAAGAGAAAGCCGCCGCCGAAACCUAUCUGUCACAGGCGCUUCAACAUCUUCACGAAUAUGGCUUCCUGAAUUACUAUGGGCUGCAGCGGUUCGGGACUUUUGCCACACGCACUGAUGUUGUCGGACUGAAGAUUCUAAAGGAAGACUUCAAGGGUGCGUGCGAUGCUAUUCUGGAAUUUUCGGCCGUGGCACUGAAAGCCUCACAAACCCAAGACUCGGGUGUCCUUGUGAGCCAGGAUGACCGUUCUCGCGCUGAGGGGAUCAAUAUCUGGCGAACAACCGGCAGGAUCAAUGAUGCGCUUGACAAGAUCCCGCGCAAAUUCUCCGCCGAGACAGCAUUAAUCCGACACCUGGGCAAGCGGCCGCAGGACUAUUUGGGUGCUCUCCUUGCAAUCCAGCGCAACCUCAGACUCAUGUAUGUCCAUGCAUAUCAGUCUUUUGUGUGGAAUCUCGCAGUAGGGGAACGAUGGCGGUUGUUUGGCGGCAAGGUCGUGGAAGGCGAUCUCGUGCUGGUGUCCGAGCACAAGGAGAGGCAAGCCGACGAGGCACCAUCAAAAGAAACGGUGGAUGCUGAUGGGGAAAUUGUCGUUGAGCCGUCAGGCGAUGACCGCGCCUACGACGUGGACGACAGGUUCGAACGAGCCCGCGCACUCACCGCUGCCGAAGCCGAGAGUGGCCAGUACUCCAUUUUUGACAUUGUCCUCCCCCUGCCCGGCUUCGAUGUCGUCUACCCGGCCAACGCGAGCGGCGAAUGGUACAAGACCUUCAUGGCCAGUGAAGCCGGUGGCGGGCUUGACCCGUACGGUAUGCGGAGAAAGCAAAAGGACUUUAGUCUGAGCGGCGGGUACCGCAAGAUGGUGGCGCGGAUCGGGGAGACGUUCGAAGUCGGCGUCCACGAGUACGGCGACGGCGACGGAGACAAGCAGUUUGUGGAGACGGACAUGGAGCGGCUUAGACGGGAAAAAGCGAACGCAAUCGACACUGUUGGAGAGAACGGUUCAUCCUCAAAGGCCGCUGACGGCGUCGCGUUGGAGGAGGCACCUCAACCACUACUGCACGGAGCGAGCACGGCGGCUGCAAACGUCGACGCGAAUAGUACGAACGGUGCCGAAAUCACUGCUCCCAGCCACCCACAGCGCGUGAAAUUGGCAGCAGUGCUCAAAUUCCAGCUUGGCUCGAGCCAGUACGCGACCAUGGCGCUGAGAGAGCUGUCCAAGGGUGGAAUUCAAGCUUACAAGGCCGAGUUUUCGGGCGGCAGGUGA
Messenger RNA from Fonsecaea pedrosoi CBS 271.37, 2439 nucleotides. RefSeq lists its product as uncharacterized. The record is from RefSeq and is a predicted model, not a curated record. Bases 1 to 2439 code for a protein of 812 amino acids. Gene Ontology annotation, cellular component: nucleus. Gene Ontology annotation, molecular function: RNA binding; pseudouridine synthase activity. Gene Ontology annotation, biological process: pseudouridine synthesis. The transcript has 2 exons. NCBI's taxonomy places the organism in Eukaryota, Fungi, Ascomycota, Eurotiomycetes, Chaetothyriales, Herpotrichiellaceae.